Molecule: messenger RNA, 2202 nt
Organism: Anopheles bellator
Lineage: Eukaryota; Metazoa; Arthropoda; Insecta; Diptera; Culicidae
Product: nucleolar protein dao-5-like
Exons: 4
Coding region: 1-2202 (733 amino acids)
Source: RefSeq, a predicted model, not a curated record
AUGGAUACCACCGACUCCGCGGCGAAAGUGUCCCUGCGAAGCCCUGGAGAGCCGGAGCAGACGGUGCUGGAAGGGCAACGGUCCGGUAUCGUUAGCGAGCUGACAGCGGUGUCGGCGGUCGUCGAAGCGGCCGCAUCCUCCAAGUCCACCAACGACAGUGACACCUUCGCCGGGAACCUGCAGGCCACGGUUCAGGAGAAAGCGGCCCCAGUGCAGAAACGGCUCUCCGAGGAGGAAGAGGAACUAGUGGAAGAAGAGGUUGAAGAGGAAGUGGAAGAAGAAGAAGAUGAGGAGGAGGAAGAGUCGGACGAAGAGUCUCCACCGGCAAAACCCGUGGUGGCCGCCAGUGAAACGCACGAACCGAAGCCUGCCACCGAGAAGGAAGAGCAAUCGCCAGCCGCAGCGAUCGAAACGAAACCAGCCACGGUCGCGUCCGAGGAUAGUCCUGCCACAGUAACAUCCGGGGAGGCAACGCCCGGGGACGUGGGCUCCCCAGCAGCAUCGACGACAACGGAUUCCAAAGACCAUGGCGAGAAACCGUCGGUGCCGCCGCAGACUUACCUCUGGGAGGAGGUCAAGAAGUCCAAGGAACAGGGAGGCUACCCGUGGACGCAUCUGUACAAGGACGAGAUUGAGAGUGGAAAGGAGCAGGAAGAACAGCAGCAGGAAAAGAAGCUGGACCAGAACGGUCACCAUGUCGAUGGGACAACCGGUAAUGAUUCCGUUGCCAUCGAAGUCUCGGUAGUGGGCUCCAAUGGACACUGCGCAGAACAACCGGCAGCCAGUGGUACAGAUGAGGCCCCCACCAGCGAUUCGCCUCGUCGAAGCCGGAAGCGGGCCGCUUCACAUGAACCCGAAACAUCCCGUCCCGAGGGACGCCACUCGGUGAAGGACGAAAUCAAACACUUCCUCGACGAGCAUCCGGCGCUGCGGAACUUUAGCAACAGCCUCACCCGGAAGGGUAAGCGGACCCGAACGUUCGUGAGCCGAUCGCUCGAGCGCGCCAAGUCGAUGGCCGAUCGGAGUAUCGAUCGUGCGCGGGUCCAAGUCACGAACACGCUCCGCCGGAAGAAGGCCUCUUCGGAACCGCGUGAUUGUUCCCGGCAGAAGAUCCUUAACCUGCGCGAGUCACCACGGCUCAACAACCGCGAAAUUCCGGCCUACAUCGUGCGGCAACCGAGUGACGAAGUGGUCGACCGGGAGGAAACGAUCGUGAAGGUAACGGUCGAACCGGACGUGCCGAGUAUGGUCGUGGUGCCGGAUGAAAUCAUUCCGAUUCCGUCGCCAUCGGCCACCGAACCGAUGGAAGUCACGGAGUCGGAGCCGGUGAUGGUUGUGGAAGUGGUCGCACCAACCACGGCCGUACCUCCACCGGUGGAGGACGAUCGGUAUGAAGUGAUCGAAGCACCGACGGAAACCCCCAGCAAGGUGGUUCCGGUUCCGGAGUCACCGAUCGUGCCCGUAAAGGCGUUGGCACCACAGAAAGCUCCCCGAAAGAAGAAGGAACACCACUACGAGGAUAUCGAGGACUACAAGCCAUCGGAGGAGGAAGUGGACACGGCGCCGGCGGAUUCGAAGCUGAAGCGUCAAGAGCACAUCCAGGAAGGUUUGGAUCCGAUUCUCGGCGAGAUGCUGGGAAACGAGAAGAUCAAAAUAUCGCUCCAGCUGCAGGACGAGAAGUUCGUCGACGACAUGUUCGGCCGCAGGAAGCACCUCGACGAGAUCCUGCAGCAGUCAUCGGAGGACGAGCGCGAACCGGUUAAGGGACCGAUCGGCAGCAAAGGACUACUGGCGCCGAUUUCGUCCGUCGACUCGACGUCCUCAGACGAGGAAGCUCGGCGAACCGCGCUGUCAACGUUGGCCGAAGAAAGUGACACCGGCAGCGUCGAUGGUGGACCUUCGCCCGCCAAGAAGCAGGACUCGCUGAAGGAAACUCCCGAUCUACCGACGGUGGCCGAGUGCAGCAAGGAGCUGGAGUUGACACCAGCCGAAGAGCACCUUCUGGCGGAGCGGGAACAACAGCAGUCGAAGCCAGAGCCACCGUCGGCCGACUCCGCAGAGGCGCAGACUUCGGUGACUACCGAAACGGACCAAUCGAAGAACGAACCGCGGGAGGUCGCGCGUGAAGUACCGCAGGGGUCCGUAACGGACAUCAGGACGCUCAAGGGGGGCAUCUCUUGCGUCAACAUGCUUUUAGCAUAG